AUGUUGACCAGUAUUGAGCCUAAUAUUUGCACCAGCUUAAUAUAUUUUGACACCGCUCAAGAGGUGUGGAAGCAUCUCAAACAUAUGUAUUCGGGUGCUGGGAACAUAACCUGUAUUUAUGAGUUGUGUCAGCAAUUCUUUGGGUUGGAACAGGGUGCUUUGGGCCUAGAAGAAUAUUAUUCUCAAGUGAUAAGCAUAUGUGAAGAACUCAGAAUGUAUCAACCUAUCACUUCUGAUGUUUCAAGUAUGCUAAAACAACGGGAAGAUUUUAAUGUUGUUCGGUUCCUUGUUGGCUUAAAACCUGAGUAUGAGUCAGUGCGUUCUCAAAUUCUGGCAAGUCCACAACUUCCUCCAUUUCCUGAUGUGUUCUCCCGACUUCAGCGAGCCACAUUAUCUGGACAAGGAUCUCAGUUUUCUUCAGAUCAGAGUAAUGAGAGAUCCGCUUUAGCUGCCUCCUAUGUUGCUCCCGGUGGGCGUGGAGGCCGGAGUGGUAGAGGUGCACGUGGGGGGCGUGAUGCCAGAGGUAAUCGCACUCGAGGUCGUGAAUCUCGUAAGUGCACUCAUUGUGGUCGCACUAACCACUCGGUAGACUAUUGUUGGGAUCUCCAUGGUAGACCAUCUAGAUCCGUUAAUCAAGCUAUUUGCCAAAAUGCUACAUCACCGUCAACGAGUUCCGACCCGACUCCAGAGAUGAUUAGCAUAUCGAAAGAUGAGUAUGAUCAGUUUUUGGCUCGCACACGAGCGACUUCAUCUUCCAUAGCUACUCAUGCCCAUUCAGAUACAGCGUCCGCCUGUCUUGUCUCAUCUACUCAAGAUCCAUGGAUCAUCGAUUCAGGAGCUAAUGAACAUUUGACCGGAUCUCAAGACGGGGAAGAAGAUUGGUACGGGGCAUGAAGCUGGUGGUUUGUAUUACCUUGAUGUCAA
Molecule: messenger RNA, 924 nt
Organism: Juglans regia (Persian walnut)
Lineage: Eukaryota; Viridiplantae; Streptophyta; Magnoliopsida; Fagales; Juglandaceae
Exons: 2
Coding region: 1-894 (297 amino acids)
Source: RefSeq, a predicted model, not a curated record